This is a messenger RNA of Lathyrus oleraceus (garden pea), 752 nucleotides long. Its product is annotated as ethylene-responsive transcription factor ERF098-like. The record is from RefSeq and is a predicted model, not a curated record. NCBI's taxonomy places the organism in Eukaryota, Viridiplantae, Streptophyta, Magnoliopsida, Fabales, Fabaceae. Gene Ontology annotation, molecular function: DNA binding; DNA-binding transcription factor activity. Gene Ontology annotation, biological process: regulation of DNA-templated transcription; ethylene-activated signaling pathway. The transcript has a single exon. Bases 154 to 558 code for a protein of 134 amino acids.
UCCAAGAAUCAAAUUUAUACACCUCCAUGAACAAGUCAAUGCAUGCAUCCAUCUGUUGAAAACAAAAAACAUGACACAUGAUUUCAAGACAGUGGUUACCUAUAUAUAACAAAUGUUACAACAAAAAUGUUCAAGAAAUAUCCAAAAUAGUAAAUGGAAGAGGCACAUAAGGGAGGUGAAGAAGUAAAGUACAGGGGUGUAAGGAGAAGGCCAUGGGGAAAAUAUGGAGCAGAGAUUAGAGACCCUACAAAGCCAAGUGGAAGACAAUGGUUAGGAACAUUUGACACAGCUGAGGAAGCUGCUAGAGCUUAUGAUUGUGCUGCCAUUCGUUUGAGGGGUGCUCUUGCCAUUCUUAAUUUUCCUGAUGAAUACUAUUUUCAUCUUUCUUCUUUAUCGCAGUCAUCGUCGUCGUCAUCGUCUUUGUCGUCUAAUGUUGCCUUUGGCAGCACUACUUCUAGACAGCAAAAUGAAAUUAUUGAGUUUGAAUAUUUGGAUAACAAGGUUUUGGAAGAUCUUCUUGGAUCAUCGAAAGAAGAGAAUGAAAGGAAUGAUGAUUAACAUUAAUCUAUAGAGUAGUCUUCUUCUCAUAAAAUGUUACAUGACUUUCCACGUAUAUGUUUUCGACUAUAUUCUUGUUAACAUUUGUGCAAUCUUUGCACAAAAACUUGUUAACGGUUAUUUUGUUAGAGACGAUACUCUAAACUUGUAUCUUUAAACUGUAUCGUAAUUAUAAAUCUAUAUGUUAUUAUUCA